Messenger RNA from Didymodactylos carnosus, 414 nucleotides. NCBI's taxonomy places the organism in Eukaryota, Metazoa, Rotifera, Eurotatoria, Philodinida, Philodinidae. The record is from the annotation of a GenBank genome assembly.
AUGAAUAGCAACAAUAUAUACAACUUAUCCACCUUACCGGAUAAUGUUUCAACAUUAAAAGGUGAUGAGUUUUAUAAAUUUAUACAAUCUGUAGUACGAGAAGUAUUACAUGAUAUUCUUAAAAUCCAAUUGAUUGAUUCAACACAAUCAUUUUUAGAUACAAAAGAUAUAUUUGAAAUAUGUAAAUGUGGUAAAUUAACCUAUGAAUUAAUAAGAAUAAAUUUAGCUGGUGCACUUCCUCACAUGGUGACAUUAAACAGAUUAGUAUUGAAUUCAAAUCACAAUAUAAAUGAAGGUGAAUUUCAAUUUGAUAGAUUAAAACAAUAUUUAAAUUCAAAUGAUGUACAAUUUGACUUUGUAUCAGAAGAUUGUACUGGUGUCAUCUGUAAGAUGUUAACACAAAUUCAUUCAUAG